UCCUGAGCUGUUCUGCUGCCUGACCCCAGGGAGAGAUCUCACAGCAAGGCCCUGUUCCUAGCCAAGGUGGGGCCUGUCUCUGGCUCUGACUAGCCCUAGGGAGACACAGGUAAUUGAGAGAGAGAACUCAAGCACUGACUGGCGAUGGGCAGCAAGGGGACUAUGUAAAAAUGGCUGUGCCUUCUCCCCAUCUCAGCUCCUUGUGUGCCCCCGACACACACAGGAUCUCAGUUCUGUUAGCACUCGCCAGAGCCGGUGCAGGUCCGAGAGACCAGCGCUUCCAGGAAUGGAACAAUAACCCAGGCUCCCAGCCAGAGGAGAAAUGAGAAAUGCUCCCUCCCCUUUCCCUAAGUCAGUUUUCUGCUUCUGUCUAGUAAACAUGCUGAUGGAACUGGUUUCACCAAAACAGCUUCUUUUCAGUCUGCCUUUGCAGGGCUGGUAAAGGGAGAGUUUAAAAUAUUUUGGUGUUCUUAGCCCAGUGCCAGAUGCCAGUUCUGCACUAUCAAGCAUUUUACCAGCACCACACAGCCUGCAAAUUUUGCAUGCAGACAGAGACUGGAGAGAGGACCAGGCUUUAAAAUGGUCGGGAGCCCGGCCUCAUCUCUCCCCAUUUGCCCUCAGUGCCCUGACAAGCUGAGGAAUAAAUAAGACCCACCUUGUGAUCGUUUCAGGGGGACAGAAAAGAGAAAUGGCUGCACCGGAGCCAGCUAAGGUCCCGGUGACAUUUGAGGAUGUGGCUGUGUAUUUCUCUCGGGAGCAAUGGGGCCUUUUGGACGAUAUGCAGAGGGCCCUCUACAGGGACGUCAUGCAGGACAAUUACCAGACUCUGGUCUCACUGCGAUCUUCCAUUCCCAAACCUGACGUGAUUUCCCAGCUGGAACGAGGGGAAGAGCCCUGGGUCCCAGACCUCCAGAGCUCCCAGGAAAGGGAGGUCCCAAGAGGUGCCCGAACAGGGGACGACGUCAUCGCCCAGAGGAAUCCCGCAGGCGAUAGGCCGACCAUAUGCAAUGAGUGCGGGAAGAGCUUCAGAGGGAGCUCAAACCUCGUUCAGCAUCAGAGGAUCCACACGGGGGAGAGACCUUACAAAUGCGCAGCCUGUGCGAAGAGCUUCCGCCAGCGCUCGCACCUCCUCCAGCACUGGAAGAUCCACACGGGGGAGAGACCCUUUGAAUGCCCCGACUGCGGGAAGAGCUUCAGUGUGAGCUCCGCCCUCAUUAGGCACCAGAAAACUCACACGGGCGAGAGACCCUACGCAUGCACCGAGUGCGGGAAGAGCUUCAGCGUGAGCUCCGCCCUUACUAGGCACCAGCGCAUCCACACAGGCGAGCGGCCCUACGUGUGCGCCGAGUGCGGGAAGAACUUCAGUGUGAGCUCCCACCUCGUGCAGCACCAGCGCAUCCACACGGGGGAGCGGCCCUACGUGUGCGCUGAGUGUGGCCGGAGCUUCAGCCAGAGCUCCCACCUCCUCCAGCAUCAGAGGGUCCACACAGGCGAGCGGCCCUACGAAUGCACCGAGUGCGGGAAGAACUUCAGUCAGAGCUCGGACCUCAUCAAACACCAGAGAACCCACUCGGGAGAGCGACCCUACGAAUGCCCUUGCUGCUUUAAAAGCUUCACCUGGAACUCAGUGCUCAUUAAACACCAGAGAGUGCACAUGGGACUGAGACCCUAUGAGUGUGGCCAGUGCGUGGAAAGCUUCAGCUCUCAUCAUCCCUCAGAGAAACCACACACGGCACAAACCCCACUGAUGGAGCAUCGGGACACCAGCCAGUGUAAUGCAUUUGCUCCUAUGAGCAAGUCACUUCAACUCUCUGUGCUGCGUCUUCCACCUCUGCCUAAAGGAAAAUGGGAAUAAUGGGAUCCUCUGGUCUUUGUUUAUAGGAGAGGGCUCUGCUCACCCAUCACCAGCUGGGACUUUUCCUGGAAUUAUAGGGUUUGGGAGGUUUCUUUUCCUUUUACUAUAGAGUGGGUUGAGUGAUGUUUCUGGAAAUCCAGGUUUAGGAGAUUUUCCAGUGAGUUUGGUUCCAGUUUCAGUGAAGUCUUUAUUUGUUGCUGCGGGUCCUUGGAAUUUGGGUUUGAAAUGUUAAAAAUUCUCAAUAAAAGUUUGCAUUAAGAUA
Molecule: messenger RNA, 2117 nt
Organism: Malaclemys terrapin pileata
Lineage: Eukaryota; Metazoa; Chordata; Testudines; Emydidae
Product: zinc finger protein 501-like
Exons: 4
Coding region: 689-1855 (388 amino acids)
Biological process (GO): negative regulation of transcription by RNA polymerase II
Molecular function (GO): DNA-binding transcription repressor activity, RNA polymerase II-specific
Source: RefSeq, a predicted model, not a curated record